UGAGUGACAGACGGAGUCCGAGUGAGGGAGCAGGGACGGGAGCUAGCGCGGCCGGUGCUCGCUCUCCCCACACGCUAGCCUGUGUUAUGAGGCGGCCCUGAGAGUCGCGGCGGGGAGCCCAGCCCAGCAGGAGUCCGGCGCGGCCCGGGGGGACUGGGUCUCGCUUCAUCCCCCCCCCGGCCAAACCGAUGACUACGGCAAACUGCGGCGCCACUGACGAGUUCGACUUCAGGCUGAUCUUCGGGGAGGACGGGCAGCCGGGCCCGGGGCCGCCGCUGGGGCCUGCAGAUCUUGAACCAGAUGAUUGUGCAUCCAUAUACAUCUUUAAUGUAGACCAACCAUCAUCUUCUGUAAAUCAGCCAAUUUGUAUCCCUCACCAUGGAUUGCAGUCACACUCCUCUCCUCUGUCUCCACCAACCAGACUGCAGGGUCAUAAAAACUAUGAAGGAACUUGUGAGGUACCAGAAUCCAAAUACAGUCCACUAGGUGGACACAAACCCUUUGAGUGCCCUAGUAUUCAAAUUACAUCUAUCUCUCCUAACUGUCAUCAAGGGAUUGAAGCUAGUGAGGAUGAAUUGCACACAAAUGGCCCAGAAAAUGAAUAUAUGGAAAGGCCUUCAAGGGACCACCUGUAUCUUCCUCUUGAGCCAUCAUACAGGGAAUCAUCCCUUAGCCCAAGCCCUGCCAGCAGCAUUUCCUCCCGGAGCUGGUUCUCAGAUGCUUCCUCGUGCGAGUCUAUAUCUCAUGUUUAUGAUGAUGUAGACUCAGAGCUGAAUGAAGCUGCUGCUCGAUUUACCCUCGGAUCUCCUUUGGCAUCUCCUGGUGGUUCUCCAAGGAGUCCAGGGGAUGAACCUUGGCAGCAGCCUUAUGGAUUUGGGCAUGCCCUGUCUCCUAGACAGUCUCCUUGUCAUUCUCCUAGAACUAGUAUUACAGAUGAAAAUUGGCUAAACCCUAGACCAACAUCAAGGCCCUCAUCGAGACCUACAUCCCCCUGUGGGAAGCGACGACACUCCAGUGCAGAGAUUUGUUAUGCCGGCUCUCUCUCUCCUCACCAUUCUCCAACUCCAUCACCUGGCCACUCUCCCAGGGGAAGCAUAACAGAAGACACAUGGUUAAACACUUCUCUCCAUAGUGUACAAGGUCUUAGUCCUGGCCUUUCACCAUUUCAGUGUUGUACAGAGACUGACAUCCCUCUUAAAACAAGAAAGACCUCUGAGGAUCAAACUGCUACCCUAUCAGGAAAAAUAGAUUUCUGUUCUGAAGAACAGGGUAAUCUAUCACCAUCCCUUGAAACUGCAAUAGAUGAUUGCUCUGGAUCUCAACAUGCAUUGAAAAAGGAUUUGCCUGGUGACCAAUUUCUUUCUGUUCCUUCACCCUUUACUUGGAACAAACCAAAGCCUGGCCAUACUCCUAUAUUUCGCACAUCUUCAUUACCACCUCUAGACUGGCCUUUACCAACUCAUUAUGGACAAUGUGAACUGAAAAUAGACGUACAGCCUAAAACUCACCAUAGAGCUCAUUAUGAAACAGAAGGCAGUAGGGGAGCAGUAAAAGCAUCUACUGGAGCACACCCGGUAGUGAAGCUCAUAGGCUACAGUGAGAAGCCAGUAAACCUACAGAUGUUCAUUGGAACAGCAGAUGAUCGCUACUUACGACCUCAUGCUUUCUACCAGGUGCACCGAAUCACUGGGAAAACAGUUGCUACUGCUAGCCAAGAGAUAAUAAUUGCCAGCACAAAAGUACUGGAAAUUCCACUUCUUCCCGAAAAUAAUAUGUCUGCCAGUAUUGAUUGUGCAGGUAUUUUGAAACUCCGCAAUUCAGAUAUAGAGCUCCGUAAAGGAGAGACAGAUAUUGGAAGAAAGAAUACCAGAGUGCGACUUGUGUUCCGUGUUCAUAUCCCACAGCCUAGUGGAAAAGUGUUGUCUCUACAGAUCGCUUCCAUACCUGUUGAAUGCUCUCAGCGAUCUGCUCAAGAACUUCCUCAGAUAGAAAAAUACAGCAUCAACAGUUGUUCCGUAAAUGGAGGCCAUGAAAUGGUUAUGACUGGAUCUAAUUUUCUUCCAGAAUCAAAAAUUAUAUUUCUUGAAAAAGGACAAGAUGGACGACCUCAGUGGGAAGUAGAAGGGAAAAUAAUUAGGGAAAAGUGUCAAGGGGCUAACAUUGUUCUUGAAGUUCCUCCGUACCAUAACAAAACGAUUACAGCUGCAGUCCAGGUGCAGUUUUAUCUUUGCAAUGGGAAGAGGAAAAAAAGCCAGUCUCAACGUUUUACUUAUACACCAGUUUUAAUGAAACAAGAGCACAGAGAUGAAAUGGAUUUGACUGCUGUUCCAUCUUUGUCCCUGCCUCAUACUGGCAGCGUUCAGGGCCUGCACUCCAUCCGAACUCGGCUGUCUUCAGCAGAUCCAGGGCACCCGCACGAUAGUUUACUGUCUACAUCACCCAGGAGCCUCGUGUGCCCAGUUCAGCAACCGUAUACAUCCAUGGUGACAUCAGCAGUAUCCCAUCUGUCUCACAUACAAGGUAGAAACAUCAGUCCAGGUGAUGAGUGUCAUGUUUUGCCUGCUGUGGUUCACCAGUCUUUCCAAGUAACAUCAACACCUCCUGUGAGGCCUUCCUACCAGCCUAUGCAAUCUAAUGUUAUGUACAAUGGGCAACCUGGUCUUCCCAUGAACUCUGCCUCCAGCCAAGGAUUUGACACUAUUUCAUUUCAACAAGAUGCAGCUGUACCUCAUUUGAUAAAUCUUAGCUGCCCACCUCUGCCACCAAUGCAGUACCAUUCUUCAAAUCCUGGCUCAGUGACAACUUCAUGUACAGUAGGGCAUCCUUUGGCACAUCCAGCUCAUUCAGGACAAUCAUCACCUCAUCUGCAGUCAAUGGGAUACCACUGUCCAAAUACUGGGCAGGGUUCUCUCUCUUCUGCAAUGAAUCAACCCCUUGGGCAACCUUCCCCUCAGUUGCAGCAAGUCACAUACCAUUCUGCAAACCCAGGGUCUGCUUCAUCACCAUCCCCAACAGCUUCCCAUCCUUUGGUCCAUUCGCCACUGUCCGGGCCAGCUUCUCCUCAGCUACAACCUAUGCCAUACCAGUCUCCUAGCUCAGGACCUGCCUCAUCCCCUCCCCCAACAGCUAUAAGUCACUCGGGACAACACUCCCCUCAAGAACAUAGUCCUGGAUUGGGAGGUCUUCAUGCAGCUUCAUCUUUAGUACAUCACAGUGUAUGUGAAUCAUCUCCAUUUUCAUCAGACGGGGUAGCUGUUAACAUUAAACCAGAACCUGAAGAUCAAGAAUUGAAUUUUCAAACAAUUGGAUUGCAAGACAUCACACUAGAUGAUGACAAUUUUAUCUCUGACCUGGAAUACCAGCCAUCAGGUUCAGCAGAGAAAUGGACUCAACAUUCAGCAUUCAUGUCCAACUCCUGUGUGGAAAAUCUAGAGGUGAAUGAAAUCAUAGGAAGAGAUAUGUCACAGAUCUCAGUGUCACAUGGAGCAACAGUGGCUGGCCAAUCUCCAAAUACAUGCCCUGGAUCUCUGGAGACAGGAAUAUCUGAUGGAGUCUAAAAGCAGCUAAGCGUCCAUGAAAUCUUUCAAGUUUUCUCUGAAUAUUUCUUCUUCAUCCCCUUCUUUUACACUCACUGUGCUUCCAACUCUUGUGGCCUUUUAUAAACUGGAACAAUGGAUCCUUGCAUAGCCCUUUUAGUGGGUUACAUUUGCUGUAGACAGAGUAUUUCUAAUUCUAGUUUCUCGAGUGCUGUAAAAAAUGACUGAGUAAAUGGACACCAAGAAGCAAGACAAGAUAUUUUAACCGUUUUAAAAAUUACAAAUGAGCUUUGCUGUUUUACAUUUAAAUAGAAUACUUUUAUAUAUUGUAAGUGCUUAAAAUGUGUGGAGAUGUUAGUUUUGCUCUUCUAAUAAUAUUCACAGUACUGAAUGUGGAGAAAAAUUUAAUACACCUCUUCAGUGUGCUGCUUUCCCUUAGAAGAAGUAGUAGAAUUGUAAUUGACAGUUUUGUACACCUUUGGUCAUUCUGAACAGCCUUUAAGCUUAUAUUGUUUGAAAGAUAACUUUUUAUAAUGAAAUCUUCCAGAGGCAAAAAAACAAACAAACCUGUCAUCUUAAGCCAAUGCCUUGGAAGCCAUUGUGUAUAAAAAUACUUUAGUGUUUUCUUUCUUUGAUUCAUAGGAAGCCAAGCCAAAUGUAGAUCUGCACUUCUUUAUAAACUGAAAAUGUUAUUUGAUAGGCUGCAAAGAGACCAUUCCAUCAUGGAAGUGUUGGGAUAGAAAUGACAUUCCAAAAUUUAACUUUUAUAACUAUAUGGAUAAUCUUCCUGUACUUUGUUAGCACAGGCUCCUUACUAAAAUAGCUUUUUCAUAGAAACUAUACAUUUGUAGUCAAAUUUGAAAAACUAGGAUUUUGAUGUAAAGAACCUUAAUUUCAAAGCCAUGUUAGAUAAGGGGGAAUUUUGAUAUUUGCAGAGGAUUUAAGUGUGUUAUCACUAUGAAAUACACCAAUCUUCAGUAGCUCUAAUAUUUUCCAUGCAGUAAAUCAUUUGCUUACAUCCCUAUUCUAUAUCUGCAUCUGCCUAAAUCCUGCCACUUUGACAUUGCAGUUUCUUAAAUUUGAACUAUGAACAUUUAUCUGCUAAAAAGAAACUUACUGUGAGUGAGUGCUUUAAAGGAAAUACAUUUGAGUAAUUUGUAGGGUUACCAUAUUUCCACAAGCAAAAAAGAGGACACUGGGGGGGGGGGAGGAGCCCUGCUCUAGCCCUGCCCCCAUCCACUCCCUCCCACCCCCAGUCCUUGUCCCCUGACUGCCCCCU
This is a messenger RNA of Chrysemys picta bellii (western painted turtle), 4815 nucleotides long. It is a transcript of the gene NFATC3, whose product is annotated as nuclear factor of activated T cells 3. Gene Ontology annotation, molecular function: transcription factor binding; RNA polymerase II cis-regulatory region sequence-specific DNA binding; DNA-binding transcription factor activity, RNA polymerase II-specific. Gene Ontology annotation, biological process: calcineurin-NFAT signaling cascade; cytokine production; regulation of transcription by RNA polymerase II. Gene Ontology annotation, cellular component: transcription regulator complex. The record is from RefSeq and is a predicted model, not a curated record. Lineage: Eukaryota; Metazoa; Chordata; Testudines; Emydidae.